AUGACAAUCAGCAAAACCUUUUUGAGACCAUCGGAAAUCUACGAAAUAAAAAAAUGUGUUGGGCGUGGUAAUUUUGGGGACGUUUAUAAGGCCCUUGAUAAAGCAAGUGGCAAGAUUGUUGCAGUAAAAGUUGUCAACUUGGAACAUACUGAUGAAGAUAUUGACCUUCUAGCUCAAGAAAUUUUUUUUCUAGCAGAGUUGAGGUGCCCUUUCAUUACCAAUUAUAUUACCACUAUGACCGAGGAUGUUUCAAUGUGGAUAAUAAUGGAAUAUUGUGGAGGGGGCUCAUGUGCAGACUUGUUAAAGAAUCUAUAUAUCAAUGGUAUGCCUGAAGAUAAAGUUUCCUAUAUCACGAGAGAGAUGCUCAAGGGUCUAGCUUAUUUGCACCAGCAGAAGAAAAUCCAUCGUGAUAUCAAAGCUGCGAACAUUUUGAUAACUGAUGAGGGCAAAAUAAAACUGGGUGAUUUUGGGGUUAGCGGGCAAAUAAAGGCAACCUUAAAAAGAGGUACAUUCGUUGGAACACCAUUUUGGAUGGCACCUGAGGUUGUGAGCAAGAAUUCAGAUGGAUAUACUGAAAAAGUAGACAUUUGGUCUUUAGGUAUCACUGUAUAUGAGCUUCUAAAAGGUUCACCUCCGCUCGCCAAAUGUGAUCCCAUGAAAGUAAUGCUUAAUUUACCCAAAAGAAAACCUCCAGCUUUACAUGGAAACUACACAAAUGCAGCCAAAGGUUUUAUAGCUGCUUGUCUUGUCAAAGAUCCCAAUUCGAGACCCUCAGCUACACAAUUACUAGAUUUGGAAUUCGUUAAGACCUCGAAAAUUGACGAUAUAAGGAACGAUGUUAAUUAUAUCAAAAACAAAAAGAGUAAGGAAAACUAUCAAAGAAACCCGAAAUUUUCUCUGCAGGAGAAGCUUUAUGAUGGAUCGGGGCCCCAUAUUAUAUGGGAUUUCGAGAGUCAAAGGGAAAUUCUUAAGAUGAAUCUACAAAAGAUGAAUCUACCGUUCACGCCGUUAGAUGUGGAAACGCCACAAUCAAAAUCUUCAACCACUGGAAGCCCGAUUUCUUCUAAAAUUCAUAGUCCUGUUCAUCAAAAUAACAUGACUGACACACCAAUUACUAAUCCGGGCGGCUCAUCGUUUAGAAAUUACAACAAAUUGGAAUAUGAUAUUGGAUCUCCUAUGGAGAUUGAUUUCGAGCUUCAAAGUGAUGGAGAUGAGUUGAAAUUGAGAGGAUUUGACUACUUAAAGAAUCUUGUAUCUUUCAGUUUCCAUCGCAUGUAUGAGCGAGCCCACGACGAUGAAACUAGAAUGUACGUUAAGGAUAUGUUAGAGAGGUUUGCGAUAACUGAGUCCAAAAUCCCAGGUUUUAGUGAAGUUUUUGUUGAAGAAAUGUCACUGAGGCUAGAUUCUAUAAAAAAAUACUUAGCUAAAUAA
This is a messenger RNA of Zygotorulaspora mrakii, 1431 nucleotides long. RefSeq names its product putative serine/threonine protein kinase SPS1 (gene SPS1). Gene Ontology annotation, biological process: protein phosphorylation. The coding region runs from base 1 to 1431 and encodes 476 amino acids. The transcript has a single exon. NCBI's taxonomy places the organism in Eukaryota, Fungi, Ascomycota, Saccharomycetes, Saccharomycetales, Saccharomycetaceae. Gene Ontology annotation, molecular function: ATP binding; protein kinase activity. The record is from RefSeq and is a predicted model, not a curated record.